AUGAAAUUCCUGGUCAGUUUUCUCUCUUUUCUUCAAUUGACUUUAGUAAUCGCACAAGUAGCAUGGGAAAACGACGAGGAUCACUCGUAUACAGUCAAAUUGUUAAAUUUAACUAUUAAACCUUACCCGAUUAUUAUACCCGGAUCGAUCUCUGUCGAAUUAACUAUUCAUAGUGAACAGCCAAUCGCAAGUCCUUUGAAAGUCGAUUUAUCAUUACAUAAGAAGGUGUUAUUCAGUUCUGUUCCCAUUCCUUGUAUCAGCGGUAUCGGUUCAUGUACUUAUGAUGAUCUCUGCAGUCUUUGUCCACAAUGUCGUUGUCCAAUGAGUGCCGGGAAUCACGUGAUUACCUUACCAAUAUCGAUUGAUACGACUUCUUGGGCAUUGCUUGGUAGCUAUCAAGUACAAGUCAAUGUAGAGACAAAUAUCGAGAGCAAUUCCAACGAAUUUCAACGUUAUCAACGUGGAUUUGGUAAUCGUCGAUCGUUGAUUACCCAUCAUCCGCGACAUUAUUAUCCAAAAUUUAUUCCAGCAUCGUUUUAUGAUCAAGAGAGUAGAUAUUUAUUGUCAAAUCCUUCGGAAACAAAUGAACAAAACGAUUUUAUGUCUCAACAACAACAACAACGGCAGCAAUCAUCUGCUCCUUAUCAUUAA
This is a messenger RNA of Adineta ricciae, 651 nucleotides long. Lineage: Eukaryota; Metazoa; Rotifera; Eurotatoria; Adinetida; Adinetidae. The record is from the annotation of a GenBank genome assembly.